This is a messenger RNA of Triticum urartu, 1163 nucleotides long. The record is from RefSeq and is a predicted model, not a curated record. NCBI's taxonomy places the organism in Eukaryota, Viridiplantae, Streptophyta, Magnoliopsida, Poales, Poaceae.
AUGGAAGUGCAUGCUGUAAUCAGGGUGGACAUAAAAUCUGAAUCUAAUGUCCUGGAGCAUACACUACUUGAUGAAAGCGUGGAGCCAACGAAUCUGCCGCUAGGACUUUUACAACACAUCACUGAGGAUUUUGCUGAUGCCGAUGAUAAAUCCAGAACCAGGGGAAACACCAAAGUUUAUUUUUGCAGAGAUAAGAGAAAGAUUACUUUGCUUCGAGUAUAUCAACAAAGGAAGCCUCGACAAAUAUCUUACCGUGGGUAUUGCGCUCCGGAAUUCAUAAAGCAUGGUCAGGUGUCAAUCAAGUCAGAUAUAUUCAGUUUGGGAGUUAUAAUUACAGAACUCGUAACUGGAUGUAAGGGCAACCUUGACAUUCAAAAUGUACUUAGAAGGUGGAGGUACAGGUGGAAUAAAUCAGUGAAUUAUCCACUAUUUGGAUACCAGCAGGUAACUAAAUGCAUUGAAAUAGCGCUAAAGUGCUUGUUAGACUCUCCAAAGAAGAGGCCUAAAAUAUCAGAUAUAGUCAGUAUGCUUAAUGCAUUGGAAAAUACGAAUGAGCACAUUAACAAUGUUGGUGACUCGCUAGUUGGCCCGAUAAGCCCUUACCCGUGGGAGCUGCUUGAGUUUGAUAGGCUUGAGCUGAAUUUUCCCUUCGAGAUAAACAAGUUGAUACCGUGUUCACUUCAGCUAACCAACAUAACCAAUGAUUAUGUUGCCUUUGAUGUCGAAAUGACAGGCUCACUGCAAUACUGCAUAGAGCCGGAGAAAUGUGUUGUGCCGCCACGAUCCAAGUGCAAUAUCAUGGUAACACUGCAAGCGCAAAAGAGGGUGCCACAUGCGAUGGUGUGCAAGGACGAGUUCUUCAUUAUGCGGUGCGUCUCCGUGAAUGAGGGCCUCGGUGCUGAGGAUAUCAACAUAGACAUGUUCAAUGAGGAGUCGGGUAAAGAGGUCGAUGAGGUGACCUUGAAGGUUGUUGUUAUUACAGAAUUAUUGGUGAACUAAAUUGUGAUUGACAAUUACAAUCUCCAUGCCAAAACAGACUCCAUCCAAAUGUGACAUAAAUCCUCUUUUACAUGUGUGUGUAACAGUUUAUCCAAUUAAUAAAAGAUCCUUUUAUGGGGGUUUUUUUGUUUAAAGAAGAUUGCCUAGCUAAAUAUCCGUGUGUU